Molecule: messenger RNA, 1068 nt
Organism: Acanthamoeba castellanii str. Neff
Lineage: Eukaryota; Discosea; Longamoebia; Acanthamoebidae
Exons: 11
Coding region: 1-1068 (355 amino acids)
Biological process (GO): translation
Molecular function (GO): GTPase activity
Source: RefSeq, a predicted model, not a curated record
AUGGAGGUGUUGCCGCCAGAGGUGUGGGUGGACAUACUGGGGUGGGUAGAUGGCGCUGUCGAUGUCGUGCGACGCGCAGUGGAGGCCCAAGCGGGCGUCGAGAGGGCCAAGGUCGACUGGCGGCAGCUGUGGAUCGAACACCGCCGGCCGAGUCUGCGCUGUGCGGUCUUGGGCGCCGUCGAUAGCGGCAAGUCGGUCCUCCUCGCCAAGCUCGCGCUCCAUCUCGGAGUCGUAACUCACGCAGAUCUCGAGAGUGCGAGGCAAGAAUGCAGCAACUUUGGGUGGUCCGCACCCGGUGCUGACUACGUGCGGCUGAGCGAACAGCUGCCUCGAGCCUUCAAGUCAGCGGAUCACGACGCUUAUUAUGUGCCGAUGGAGACCGACCACACGCGAUUGGCCAUGAUACUGACCAAUCAUCACUCCCAUGGCUCCCUCGAAGCUGGCUACUUCUACACCGCGAAAGUUCUGCAACAGCUGCAGGAGGCGGGGAAGCGCGUCGUGGUGGUGGUCAACAAGCUCGACCUCUUCGAAGAUCCCGCUCGGCGGUGGGACGAAGCCCUCGCAAUGUUGAUGCGUGUGUGGAGAACGACGUACCAUGAUUGCUUCGUUCCCGUGUCUGCCAAGAGCGAAGCCAACCUCUGGGCAGGGUCUCCUGGCUUCGGUUGGUUUAAAGGGCCGACCCUGCUGGAGGCCGUCCAGCGGCUGCCACUGCCGCGACCCGGGAGCGCAGAGGCGCUGGAGCUCCAGGCUGAGGCUCGGGCGCAAGAAUCGCGCCGCCAAGGUCCUUGUGGCGCGGUGAUUCUAAACAGCCGCAUCCGGCCUUAUGACCAAUCGUUUUUGGUGCUCGUGGCUCUGGGCGUUCUGCGCAAGGAUUCAACGUUUGUCAUGACCACCACGUCCGACCAAACGGCGUCUGGUCCGGUGACAUUUUCCAGCAUCACUGACAUCCACGACCGCGAGAGGCCCUUUGCGCUGCCUGGGGAGGUGGUGCAACUCCGACUGAGCGCCCCCAUAUCACUGGCAGCCGACCUUGAUGACUCCACCGGCUUCGCAUUUGUUGAAAAAUGA